AUGGUAAUUGCGCAAAAUUUUGAAGGUACAAAAUAUGUGUUUUCGACAGAUGACGUGGCCACGGCUAAUGAUAAAUUUUGCAAAUGGGCAAUAAGUAAAGAUAUGAAAGGAACAACAUACAUAGCACACAAUUCAAAAUCAUACGAUACAUAUUUUAUAAUACAAUACAUUUUAAAAUACAUGCCAACAGUCAAAUACGAAAUAAUUCGUAACGGGACAAAAGUUAUGAUGCUCGAAAUAAAAGAAGGGGGCUUGAACAUAAAAUUCAUCGAUAGCCUUAAUUUUAUACAGUCUAAACUAUCUGACUUCCCAAAAACGUUUGGACUUACAGAAGCGAAAAAAGGAUACUUUCCACAUUUUUUCAAUACUCCAGAAAAUGAAUGUUAUAUAGGACCUUUACCGAACAAAUCUUAUUACGGCUAUAAUACUAUGACAACGAAACAAAGAACAGCUUUUAUAAAUUGGCAUGAUGAAAUGACAAAUAACAAUUAUACAUUUAAUUUCAAAAAAGAGUUGGAAGAAUAUUGUAAUUCGGACGUUGACAUUCUACGAAGAGGAUGUUUAGAACUCAGAAAACAAUUUUUAGACGUGUGCAACAUUGACCCCUUUAAAUACAUAACCAUUGCGAGUGUAUGUAUGGCAAUUUAUCGGCAGAGUGACUUGUCAAAUUCCACUAUAGCAGUCGUUCAAAAUGUGAAAAAAGAGAAAUUUUCAGACGAAUCAAUCAAGUGGUUGAAAAGCAAAAUAUUAAAUGGAAAUAAAAAUAUAAAGCAUGCAUUAAACGGCGGAGAAGCUGUCAUAUGCGGUGCUAAAGUCGACGGUUAUGAUGUGUCGGAAAAAAAAGUAUAUCAGUAUCAUGGAUGUUUCUGGCAUGGCUGUCCGGAUUGCUUCAACCCUAAUGAUACAAACCCCUUUAAUAAACACUCCAUGACCGAUUUAUACAACAACACAAUUAGACGGACAACUCAAUUGAAAGAAAAUGGGUACCAAGUUGAAGAAAUAUGGAGUUGUAAAUGGAGAAAGCACGCCGAUUAUAAACAAAUGAUGCAAUAUCCAGAUGAUGUGAUUGAGCCACUAAACCCACGAGAUGCAUUUUUCGGAGGAAGAACUAACGCUACAAAAUUAAUGCUAGAAACUAGCUCUUGGAAAAAUGACUAUCGAACAGUUAAUGAUUAUAUUUUAGCAGUAAAAAAUGCAGUGGGAAUUUAUUUGGAUGUAGAAAAUAUAAAAGAAAAUCCUGGAUUAAGAGCACUUGCUAAAAUAUGCCUAAAUUCGUUUUGGGGUAAGUUUGGACAAAGACCUAAUCAAACAAAAACCGAGAUCAUAUCAAAACCGGACAGAUGGUAUCAAGUAUUGUUGGACAGUAAACUAGAAAUUGAAAACAUAGUGUUUUUGACGGAUGAUUUAGUCGAAGUGUCUUAUAAACAAAUUAACGAAUACGUCGGAAACGAGCAUAAUACCAACAUUUACAUAGCAGCGUUCACAACAUCAAAUGCCAGAUUAAAAUUGUAUAACAUGUUGGACAAUCUCGGUGAGAAAGUAGUGUAUUACGACACAGAUAGCGUAUUUUAUAUUUUCGAUGAUGUCGAAGUAAAGACAGGGUGCAUGCUAGGUGAAUGGACUGAUGAAUUAGGUCCAGGUGUACAUAUAACAGACUGGUAUGAAGAAAAUAAUGAACGACGAAAUAAAGGAGGUACAACUACAAUUUCAACAAAUAACCCGAAAUUCCAAAACUAA
Aphis gossypii (cotton aphid) is the source of this 1737-nucleotide messenger RNA. RefSeq lists its product as uncharacterized. Gene Ontology annotation, molecular function: DNA-directed DNA polymerase activity; DNA binding; nucleotide binding. Gene Ontology annotation, biological process: DNA replication. The transcript has 3 exons. Bases 1 to 1737 code for a protein of 578 amino acids. Lineage: Eukaryota; Metazoa; Arthropoda; Insecta; Hemiptera; Aphididae. The record is from RefSeq and is a predicted model, not a curated record.